Molecule: messenger RNA, 2755 nt
Organism: Dinoponera quadriceps
Lineage: Eukaryota; Metazoa; Arthropoda; Insecta; Hymenoptera; Formicidae
Product: glutamyl aminopeptidase-like
Exons: 15
Biological process (GO): peptide catabolic process; proteolysis
Cellular component (GO): cytoplasm
Molecular function (GO): peptide binding; zinc ion binding; metalloaminopeptidase activity
Source: RefSeq, a predicted model, not a curated record
AUGCAUUAUCACGGUUUUACGAUUACGAUAAUCUGUCUGAACAUAAAUUACCUUUAUACCGGGCAAUUUCAAGAACUUAGCUGCGAUAUUAACGACAGCUACGACCCGCCUACGAAUCUCGGACAUCGCUUGUCCAAGGAUGUCCUGCCCGACAGAUACGCAAUAACUGUUUCUCCUGAUUUUAUUGGGAAUGAAUUCCACGCGUCGAUACAGAUCAAUCUUCGAAUUCGCAAGGAACGAAACUACAUCGCGCUGCAUGCUAAAGACUUGAUUAUCGCGUCGGCGAAAUUGCAUAAAGCUCAAUCGCCAUGUGAGCGGAUUCUUAUAAAGUCCGUAUGUUACGCGAACGACUACGAGAUGAUAUUUAUCAGGACAGCCGGACACAUAGCGGCGGGCGAGUACUUUUUGAGGAUGAAUUUCAGCGGACAUCUGAGCAGAAGGAUGAAUGGGUUGUAUCUAAGCACGUACACGAAUUUUGGAUACGAGCGCGACAGGAAACUAUUGGUCACACAAUUCGAGCCGGCCUACGCGAGGAUGGCGUUUCCCUGUUUCGAUGAGCCAAGCUUUAAAGCGAUAUUUCACAUACGCCUCGUUCAUUCGCGAUCGCAUUACCGCGCAUUGUCCAAUAUGCCAAUUUCAAGAGUCGCACGUGCGACGAAUAACAAUGACAAGGUGGUCACGUAUUUCGCACCUACUCCUCCCAUGCCCACUUAUCUGGUGGCUUUCGUCGUCAGCGAUUUGGAGUGCCUGACAUCCAGUAUCGACAGCUCGAGCGGCAAGGAAAUUCCGCUGAGUGUCUGCAUGCGCGCCGUUUACGUUAGGAGGAAAGCGCGAUUCGCGCUACACUUCGCCGCUCGAGCCAUGAAAUAUUACUCCGUUCUCUUCGGGAUUGAUUAUCAUUUGCCGAAACUCGAUCUGCUCGCGAUCCCCGACUUCGCCUCCGGCGCCAUGGAGAAUUGGGGCCUGAUUACCUUUCGCGAAACGAAACUUCUCCGUGAUGAAGGUCGCGUCUCGUACGCAGACACGAGGAACGUCGCCCUCACCGUGGCGCACGAGUUGGCGCACAUGUGGUUCGGCGACUCGGUCACUAUGAAGUGGUGGAACGACCUGUGGUUAAACGAGGGCUUCGCCACGUACAUGCAACACCGAGCCGUAGAUUCUAUUUUUCCAGCUUGGCGGCAGAUGGCUAGUUUUCCAUUGAAUACGAAGUAUAUCGCGAUGAAGGAGGACUGCAAAUUGAGCGCAAGAGCGAUCGCGACGGACGUGGAAACUCCCUACGAAAUCGGUGAAAAGUUUGAUCGCAUGUCUUACCAAAAAGCGGCGGCAGUCAUCAACAUGUUAGAAAACGCGAUGGGCAAGUCCAAGUUCGUCAAUGGGAUUAAGAACUACCUCGAAAUGUAUCGAUUUCGUAAUGCGGAAUCUCGAGAGCUCUUCGAGAUCCUGCGUAACGUUGGUCGCAACACGGUUGACAUCGUCGAGUUCAUGGACCGAUGGACGAAGCAGCCCGGAUUUCCGCUCAUCAACGUUCGGCAAGACGGCCUGACUUUCGAAUUAUCGCAAGGAAGAUUCGUGGCUGAUAAGAGACGACGCGAGAAAGCGGAAUUUACGGAAACCUGGAUCAUCCCUCUAAAGUACGUGACUGACGACAACAGCGAAGGUGUUAAGUUCGAUUGGUUCCUCGCAAACUUCUCAUGUGGUAAAUAGAAGUACAAAAAAUUAUUCGUCGAAAGGCCGGUGCGAUGGAUCAAACUGAAUCACGGUUCGGUCGGGUACUAUAUCGUCAAUUAUACGGAAGAUGCGUGGGCCCGAUUCGGCGAUCUAUUGUCUCGCGACACACGGGCUCUGGAUGCGAUUGACAGAGCGGAUUUACUGCAUGACGCGUUCCUCCUGGCGGAUACCACGGAUAUGUGUUAUUGUAUCGCCAUGAAUUUAUCGACUUAUCUGCUGGAUGAAACAGCCCUGCAGCCUUGGACCAUCGUUAGUCAAUGGUUCAUUCGGACCAGCAGACUGUUGCACGGCACGUAUGUCCAUGCUCAAUUUCAGAGGUACGCACGAGCUCUGAUUGACGGCAUAUAUCGGGGAUUCGAUUGGAACGUCGAUAGUAACGAAUCGUUCGGUAACAGAGAACUGCGCGCGAUAAUUCUGCAUGCAGCCUGCAGCGUCGCUCACGAACACUGCCUCACUUUCGCCGGGAACUCGCUGAGAGAAUUAGCGAAUAACGGCAGCGCGGAGCGACCGCAUCCUGACGUUCGUCCGAUCGUGUAUUCCUUCGGCAUCGCCGUGCAGUCCGUCGAGGCUACAUUUGAGACUCUGUGGCAACGAUUCUUGCGGGAAACUGAUGUACACGAGAGAGAAAGAUUAAUGAUCGCGUUGGCCAGCGCUCGAGACGCAACCGUUCUCCGUCGAUUGAACUGGGAUUAUCUUGUCGGCAAAUACACGCUGAGUGAUUACGCCAUGGGUAACGCGAUUGCCGCAAUAGUAUCUCUGUUUAAGGACGAGGCUAGAUUGAGAGAAGCCUUGCAAUUUUUCGACAAGCAUCCGGAGGCGGGGGUUGGUGCCAAUGCAAGGAUAAGCGCUAUCGAGGAAGUGCACUUCAACAUCAACUGGCUCCGAGUAAAUGUACAGAGAAUUGAUCAAUGGCUGAGAGUCAGCGGCUGUGAUCGAAUGCCCGCUCUGUGCUCGUAGAUCGUAGAAAACUUGAAGAUUCGUUAUCUUAUAUAGAAUGCCGCGCGUGUACGGCAUUAGAUAUUGUAAU